Messenger RNA from Arachis duranensis, 645 nucleotides. RefSeq lists its product as uncharacterized. NCBI's taxonomy places the organism in Eukaryota, Viridiplantae, Streptophyta, Magnoliopsida, Fabales, Fabaceae. The transcript is spliced from 2 exons. The record is from RefSeq and is a predicted model, not a curated record. Bases 13 to 408 code for a protein of 131 amino acids.
GACUAUAAAUACAUGAUUAUUGUGUGGCUCUAUGCAAAACCAAAACUGUUCUAUCAUAUUAUACUCUCAUUCACUGAUUAUAUUCCUAAUAAUCAUAAGAUGAUGAAGCCCAUUUUUGUUGCAUUUUUGCUUUUGGCUUCCCUAAUCUUCCUUCCUUCUUCAACUUUAGCUGCUCGAAUACUAGCACACAAUCAGCGUGGUGAUGAGAAAGAAGCAUAUAGAAUAGGAGGAAGAACAGCUCUUAAUCCAAAUGGAAGAGGACAUGCUUAUCCAGAAGGAAUGGGAAGAGGAGGUGGAGGAGGACAUUCUAGUCCUUUUGUAAACCCUACUCCUGUUCCUUCCUAUAAACGAUGCAGCGCUAAUAAUCCAUACCAGGGUGAACCUUGCCGCCCCCCAGCCACCAAAUAAUUAAGCAUUAUCUAACACUUCAUUAAUUAAUUGAGGUCAAAGAAGAAGCAUAUGUUUUUGUUUUACUAGCCAGUAGAAUAAUCGAACUCAAUGUACGUUUUUUAUUUCUGUGGAAGAGUGCUGAUAUAUGCGUUCAGCUUUGAGUUUGUUGUAAUAGUGCUUAUGAAAUAAAACCAUAUAUUGGCCUGCUUCAAUUUUCAGGGCUUGUGAAAUAAAACCGCUACUUUCUGCUACUUA